Messenger RNA from Homarus americanus (American lobster), 2236 nucleotides. RefSeq names its product protein dimmed-like. Lineage: Eukaryota; Metazoa; Arthropoda; Malacostraca; Decapoda; Nephropidae. Bases 967 to 1680 code for a protein of 237 amino acids. The record is from RefSeq and is a predicted model, not a curated record. Gene Ontology annotation, molecular function: protein dimerization activity. The transcript has 5 exons.
CAGCUCUUGAGCUCAGUUGACUGGCAGUAUGGCGGUGGCCGCGGGAGUGUGAGGAAGUGCCGCUCCUCCGCUCAGACCGCUCUUCGUCGUUGUAUGGAUCACAAGCGGUGCUGCAGCUCGUCAAGAGGCAGGCUUCAUGCUAGAAACCAUUGGAAAAUAUCAAGAUAGCGUGUGCAGUAAGAUGCAUCGUACUAAGAGGAUACUGAAGGCUCAAGCUUAAGUGAAAAAAAUAUAUACAAAACAAAAAAAGUGCAAAACCAGGUCUGACCGCAAAAUAUCUUCUGCUUGUAGCCGUUCUUGCAACAGCAACCGUGUUCUAAAGAAUAUACGUAACAGAAAACCAUUUAAAGUUGGUGAAUGGACUUGGUUGCCGGCCGGGGUGCUAUCAAGGACAGAAGUGUCAACGCUUGCCAUGUGAAGCUGUGCAGGAGAGGACAGUGGGAGGGAGGCAGAGAGGCGUGAAGCAAUAGACAACAAUUGUUACCUCAACUUCCGACUUCGUUUUUAUUUACUUUCAAAACGCUUUUGACUCCUCGUUCAUAUUACGUUUACAGCCUCUCACUUUAGACCUCUGAUUAUAGUUGAGUGCGUAAAAGAGAAGUGUAAGUUUAAUUAUUUUUACCAGUGCUCAAAGAAAGUGUCAUUUUGUGUGGCCAACAUUACCUAGUAAGCGGGACCAUUUGAAUUGCUAAACCUGUGAUAUUGGACUAGACAAGUGGGCAGCAGCAACCUAGACUUGCACAAAAACUUGAAGUGUUGUAGUUAAGCCUUGGUUAAUUAACAGGAGAACAGUUGUGCAAGUUAAAGACUAUUUGCUACAUCAACUGAAUGAGUUCGUUUCAUGGUUUCAUGGAAGAUAAAAGACUUCUAAACUCGAGAUUGUUUUGGUUCGCUACAGUACCUUAGUUUUGAAAUGCCGUAUGAGAGAUACUGUUCAGUGGCAGCGGAUUCAAGACAGUCUGUUGAAUGCAAGAAAGAUUAAGCUCCGGUAAAGUUCCACCCCGGGCACCUCAAGGCCCCACCACCAGGAUGCGGGUGACGGGUCUGGUGAGCGAGUAUUGGGGCAGCGGAGGAAAUGUUGAGGAGGAGGAGGUGGACGUGGAGGCGCAGUUCUCCGCCCACACACCAGGCACGACGCACCACGCCGCCCAGCGUCGCCCAGGUGAGAAUGAAACUACUGCAGAAGGCAGUGGGUCUGACUCCCAGAGUGAGAGUGGCAUCAGCAGUAGCAGUGGAAGUAGCAUGAGUAUUGCUGGGCAGAAAAGAAAGAAGACUAGCUUAAGCGGAUCAACAGGUCCACCUCGUCGGGGUAAAAAGAGAAGAUCUGGAGUAUCUGCGAGGGAAAGAAACCUCCGGCGACUAGAGAGUAAUGAACGCGAGAGGAUGAGAAUGCACUCACUAAACAAAGCUUUCCAGGAAUUACGUGAAGUCAUCCCACAUGUGAAGAUGGAUAGGCGGCUGAGCAAGAUUGAAACCCUGACCUUGGCUAAACACUACAUUAUGGCCCUCACCAACACAGUAUGUGACAUGCGUGGAGAUGAGAAACCAUAUAAAUUUUUAGAGGCUUUUGUAAACCAAGAUGAUGAACAUCCAGAUGAUGAUGAGGAGGAAGAGGAAGAGGAGGAAGAAGAGGAAGAAAUGGAAGAAAUCAAUAAUAAUGGUGUCACACAAGUGUUAUAGAUUGGACUCUAAAAACUUUAUGGGUAAGGCAGUAAGACCAAAGUUGCAUCAGAUGUAUAAAAAAACUUGUAACCAAGUUAUACAGUGUGCAAAUUAUAUUACACAGCAUAAAUAUGUUGGGGUCGGGGCAUGAGAGUAAUUAUCAGUAAACACAAUGGUUGUAUUUCUCACUGUACUGUAUAAUAUAAAAUUUCACAUUUUGAAGCCCUGAAGCUAAUUGGUUUCAGUCAGUAUAGAGUCAAUGUAGUGAAGUACAUACAUAGUGGGAUAUUGCUUUCAUGCCCCGACCCCCUGAUCAGUGCUUCUAAUAGGAAAUUAUGGAAGUGUAGUUUUAAAUGAAUGAAUAUCUUUCGAGACAUUAUUUGAAUUUGGUAUUAAUGUGAUUUUUCAUGAUACCAAGAUACAGUAUAUACAAAUAAAAUUGUAUAUUUACAUGUAAAGCAUACUGUUGUAAACUAAACUAAAGCAUGAUAUGCUUUUUUGAAGUGACGUGGAUUGUGCAAUAGUUAUUUUAAGAAAAGUACUUGGAAAGGUAAAUAAAAUGGUGGACCACAUA